Molecule: messenger RNA, 711 nt
Organism: Spizellomyces punctatus DAOM BR117
Lineage: Eukaryota; Fungi; Chytridiomycota; Chytridiomycetes; Spizellomycetales; Spizellomycetaceae
Exons: 3
Coding region: 1-711 (236 amino acids)
Source: RefSeq, a predicted model, not a curated record
AUGUUGGCACUUGCUUUGUUUUUGACAUUUUUCGUGAUCACUACCCCAGUGAACAGCCUUCCACGGCUUCGCAAGGUCUCCUGCUCGCCUAACGAUGUAUAUCUGGGCAGAUCAGUCAACAUUACAUGGGAACUCGACGAGGAUCCCAGAAAACCCUCUCGUGGGGUAUUCUCAUGGCAAGUGUAUGCCCGCAAUGCGUUGAUCGAUGUGGAAGGACAACAGACGCCCAUUACGGGUCCAGCUGGAACAAACUUGCUGUCCGAGCCGAAUAUCGAGGCCCCCUUUGAUUGGUAUCGGUAUGGUCCAUACGGGCUGGUGAACUAUACUAAUCAACCUUUAUGCCUCAUUCUUCUAUCAAUUUUCUUCGCAUCUGAUUACUUUGAAGAAUAUCCGCAAUUUGUGAUCAACAACGUCAAUGCGUCUACCGGACAACACACAUUGCGAGUUGGAGAAGCUCUACGAUCUUUUGUGACGACCAAUGCACGGAAAAUUGAAGGCAACUUCCCUUAUCGCCUAUAUAUGCAGCUGACGUUUGCACCGCAGACGAACGCUCUGGGCGGUGUAAUUGCACCGGGUAACUUGACCGUUUUGCCUGCGUCACAGAAUGGGGGGAAGAAGAGGAGUAAACCUUCCGCACGUUCUGAAAUAUGGAGGAGGGUGAAGAAGGGCGUACCUGCGGUGGCUCCUAUAUAUGUGUCCCACGAAGCAUGA